UGCCUCGGCAACGCGAUCACGACAAGGUGGAUCUGUUUCUUCGACUCUCCCCCUUGUCAAGCACAGAUAUCUCAAUCGAGAAACCCUUGGAUCCGGUUACAUGAUGCAGACGGCGCAGUCUUGGUUCCAGGGGGGACCGAGCGGGAGCGGCGGAGAGCUGCAGAAAACCUCAUCCUCCCUCCUCUCCGAUUGGAACUCUUACGCUGCGUCCAGGUCGGCUGAGGAUGGUGGCACCUCUGUAUUAGGGUUUGAUAUCGAGUCCGCCGUCCGGACCGCCAACGACAAGUUCACCGGCACUUUCAACGUGGUUACUAAAGGUGUCAAGGAGUUGCCUGGAAGUUUCCAGAAUGCUACUAGUAAUGUACCUUCUGGAAAAUCUCUUGUGUACUUCGGUGUGCUCCUUGCUAGCGGCGUGUUCUUUGUAUUCAUUGCUUUUACCAUGUUCCUUCCAGUGAUGGUUCUGCUGCCUCAAAAAUUUGCUCUUUGUUUCACUUUCGGCUGUGCAUUGAUCAUUGGGUCAUUCUUUGCACUCAGGGGUCCUAAGAAUCAGCUUUCUCACAUGUUUUCCAAGGAGAGGUUGCCCUUUACAGUGCUGUUCAUUGCUAGUAUGGUUGGCACAAUUUACGUUUCCAUGGUGCUUCAUAGCUACAUUCUUUCUGUUCUCUUCUCUGUGAUUCAGGUUCUUUCACUCACGUAUUAUUCGAUAUCCUACUUUCCUGGAGGAUCUACUGGUUUAAAAUUCCUGUCUUCAGCUUUAACUUCCUCCGUUCUAAAAUGCUUUGGCAGAUGAUGUUGAUAUGUAAACUAAGUCAUGUUUUUGUGUUCUAGAAACUAAACGGAUAUGUGUAGAAUAUUGUGAGUGCUUCUGUGAUUGAAUUUACGUCUCCGAACAAAACAAUGAAACCUAUUGUAAAAAGUACUCCGAGGGUAUGUUUGCAAACUAAAGGCCCUUUAAGGACUUUUUGAGAAUGAAAAUAUGUUCUUGAUUAA
Molecule: messenger RNA, 990 nt
Organism: Zingiber officinale
Lineage: Eukaryota; Viridiplantae; Streptophyta; Magnoliopsida; Zingiberales; Zingiberaceae
Product: protein transport protein SFT2-like
Exons: 4
Coding region: 101-790 (229 amino acids)
Biological process (GO): vesicle-mediated transport
Cellular component (GO): membrane
Source: RefSeq, a predicted model, not a curated record